Phymastichus coffea is the source of this 1574-nucleotide messenger RNA. RefSeq names its product putative fatty acyl-CoA reductase CG5065. Bases 27 to 1574 code for a protein of 515 amino acids. Gene Ontology annotation, molecular function: alcohol-forming very long-chain fatty acyl-CoA reductase (NADP+) activity. Lineage: Eukaryota; Metazoa; Arthropoda; Insecta; Hymenoptera; Eulophidae. The transcript is spliced from 9 exons. The record is from RefSeq and is a predicted model, not a curated record. Gene Ontology annotation, biological process: long-chain fatty-acyl-CoA metabolic process. Gene Ontology annotation, cellular component: peroxisome.
AGUUCAUAUCUCAACUUAUAAUCAACAUGGAAUCCAUGAGUAUCAUACAAAGCUUUUACAAUAAAAAAAGUAUAUUUAUCACGGGUGGAACUGGAUUUAUGGGAAAAGUUCUUAUUGAAAAACUGUUACGUAGUUGUAACUCAUUAGAAAGGAUUUAUAUUUUAUUACGACCGAAGCGAGGUCAAUCAGUUGAUGAUAGGUUGAAUGAUAUCUUCAAAUUGCCGCUAUUUGAUCAUAUCAAAAAAGUAAAUCCAAAUGCUUUCAAUAAAUUAGUAUCCUUAACUGGCGACGUAACUAAAGAAAACUUAGGACUUGAUCAUGAACAAGUUCAAGUUUUACAUAAUGAAGUUCAUAUCGUUUUCCAUUGUGCAGCAACAUUAAAAUUGGAAUCUAAUUUGAAAGAUGCUAUAUCAAUGAAUACCAUUGGCACACGAAAUGUUCUAAGUAUUGCUCGUAACAUGAAAAACCUGCAAUGCUUUAUUCACCUUAGUACAGCAUUUUGUCAUGUAGACCAAAAAGAACUUACGGAAUCUAUUUGUUGUAUCUCAGAUAAUCCUCAUGAUGUAGCAAAAUUGGUACAGUGGUUAGAUUGCGAAUCUUUGAAUUCGAUAACAACAAAAAUAAUUCAACCCCAUCCGAAUACGUAUACGUAUUCAAAACGAUUAGCAGAGAAGUUAAUAGCAGAUGAGUUUCCUAAGCUACCAUGCGCGGUCGCACGUCCAUCUAUAGUUACUCCGGCUUGGUCUGAACCAUUACCAGGUUGGGUUGAUAAUUUGAAUGGACCUGUAGGAUUGAUAGUUGGAGCUGGUAAAGGUGUCAUUCGCUCAAUGCACUGCAAUCCGGAUUUUCAUGCAGAAGUUAUUCCUGUUGAUUUAGCGAUAAAUGCAUUGAUAGCUAUAGCUUAUAAAACCGGGACAACAUCGAGAUCAGAUGAAAUUCCAGUUUAUAAUAUUACUCAGAACGGUGUUAUACCAAUUACAUGGGGUGAGGUUUUACAAAAGGGAAAAUCGGUAGCUUAUGAUUAUCCUUUUGAAGGUGCUAUUUGGUAUCCAGACGGUGAUAUACGUGGAAGUAAAUUUAUUCACAAUCUAUUUGUUUUUUUUUUCCACAUAAUUCCUGCGUAUUUUAUAGAUUUUAUUAUGUUUCUCUGUCGACAAAAGAGAUUUAUGGUUCGCAUACAAAAGCGUAUAUCAGAUGGGCUAGACGUUCUUCAAUAUUUUACUACUAGAGAAUGGAAUUUCCACAAUACCAAUUUACUAAAUCUUUGGAGAAGUAUGAGUGAACAAGAUCGACUAAUAUUUUCAAUAGACUUCUUCAAUGUAGAAGAGAUGGAGUACAUUAAGAAUAUAAUCCUUGGAGCUAGACAAUAUUGUAUGAAAGAAAAAUUAAAUACUCUACCUAGAGCUAGAAGACAUCAAAAUCUGCUUUAUAUCAUCCACGUAGCAUCUGUAUAUAUCUUUUAUUUCACCGUUAUUUACGCUGUAUUAACAAAUUCAAAAACAGUAAGAGAUGCUUUAAACUGUAUUAUGUAUGCAGCCAAAUCUCUUUGCAACAAGUUUUAUGAAUUUCCAUAA